This is a messenger RNA of Juglans regia (Persian walnut), 1236 nucleotides long. RefSeq names its product two-component response regulator ARR9. Gene Ontology annotation, biological process: cytokinin-activated signaling pathway; phosphorelay signal transduction system. The transcript has 5 exons. The record is from RefSeq and is a predicted model, not a curated record. Lineage: Eukaryota; Viridiplantae; Streptophyta; Magnoliopsida; Fagales; Juglandaceae. Bases 380 to 1054 code for a protein of 224 amino acids.
CUCGCAAGGAUUUUUUUUUGUUGUUUCUAUAUUCUUUUAUUAUUUGUUGUUUUAUUAUUUCUUUCUUCUUUAAUAAGUCGCUUGUUUUGCCUUGCUUGACUUGUAAUUCAAAAUCAAGUUGGCAAUUUUGGAAGAUUUGGGAUGAAAUCUGGUCGGAUCUUGCUUUGUGGGACGUAGAUUUUGGUGGGUCUUUAUUUCAAUACAAAGCUCUCUUCUUCAUUUCUCCUCCUCCUCACGAAUCCGACUACCAAAGGAGAAAGUAACAGAGAGACAAAACAGUUCCCAGUUCCUGCAAAUCCUCCUGCUUCUUAACAGCUUCCACAAUACUCUCUUCUGCUCCUGUGGCUUUGGCUUUGAUCUUGGGUCUUUAAUUGGUGCAAUGGGCAUGUCUACCGAGUCGCAGUUUCAUGUUUUGGCUGUUGAUGACAGCAUCAUAGAUAGAAAGCUUAUUGAGAGGCUCCUCAAGACCUCAUCAUAUCAAGUUACUACGGUUGAUUCUGGUACCAAGGCUCUAGAAUUUCUGGGUUUGCAUGAAGAUGACCAAAGCAACCCAGAAACACCUUCUGUUUCUCCAAACAAUCAUCAGGAAGUGGAAGUGAAUCUUAUUAUUACAGACUACUGUAUGCCUGGCAUGACAGGCUAUGAUUUGCUCAGGAAAAUCAAGGAGUCUUCAUCCCUGAGAGACAUACCAGUGGUGAUUAUGUCAUCCGAGAAUGUGCCGUCAAGGAUCAGCAGAUGCUUGGAAGAAGGAGCAGAAGAAUUUUUCUUGAAGCCAGUUCGACUAUCAGAUGUGAAUAGGCUUAGGCCUCAUAUGAUGAAAACAAAGUUGAAGGAUCCCAAACAAGAGAAUGAAGAAAACAAAGAAGAAUCGGGAAAGCCAGAGUCUCGAUCACAAGAAGAAAAAGAAGAGCAGCAACAACACCACCACCAGCAGCAACUCCACCACCUCCCGCAACAACAACAUUCCAACAGUAACAAGAGGAAGGCCUUGGAAGAAGGGCUUUCUCCCGAUAGAACAAGACCCAGAUACAGUGGCCUCACCACUGUGGUCUGAUAAUUAAUCAUGGAAAAUAAUCUCCCCUUUGAUCCGAACAUAUGUAAUUUUUAUGGUUUUUUUUUCUUUUUUCUUUUUUUAAAUCUAAAUUUUACGCUGGGUAAUACAGACCCCAAUAGGAGUGUAGACUGUAGAGAGGGUUGUUUCAUGUAUACCUUUUACAUGGAAAUAUUUUGUUCCAA